Platichthys flesus (European flounder) is the source of this 5651-nucleotide messenger RNA. RefSeq names its product EH domain binding protein 1-like 1a (gene ehbp1l1a). Gene Ontology annotation, molecular function: protein binding. The record is from RefSeq and is a predicted model, not a curated record. NCBI's taxonomy places the organism in Eukaryota, Metazoa, Chordata, Actinopteri, Pleuronectiformes, Pleuronectidae. The coding region runs from base 133 to 3333 and encodes 1066 amino acids. The transcript has 25 exons.
GACUGUGAAACAGGGUCGGACCCCGGUGAAGAGUGGAGCUGUCAGAGAAGCAGGUGGCCGUCUGUCCAUCCAACUUUCUCUGCAGGACACACGUUCACACCGAGAGGAGACAAUGAUACCACCAGUCUGACCAUGACGUCUGUGUGGAAGCGGCUGCAGCGGGUCGGGAAGAAGGCUUCCAAGUUCCAGUUCGCCGCCUCGUUCCAGGAGCUGAUGAUAGAAUGCACUGAUAAAUGGCAACCAGACAAACUGAGAGUGGUGUGGAUCAGGAGGAGUCGACGUCACAGCACAAAGCUCCACAGUUGGCAGCCAGGGAUUCAGAACCCCUACAGAGGUCUGGUGAUUUGGCAGGUUCCAGAGAGUUUAGACGUCUCUGUCACACUCUUCAAGGAACCCACUGCUGAGGAGUUUGAAGACAAAGAUUGGACUUUUGUCAUUGAAAAUGAGACAAAAGGCUGCAGGAAGGUGCUGGCAUCAGUUGAUGUCAAUAUGAAGAAGUAUGCCAGUGCCACUUCGGCCCAGUAUGAUGUAACACUGAAGCUCAAACCAAUGUCCGUCAAAGUGGUGGAAGCCACGCUGAAACUCAACCUGUCCUGUAUCUUUCUCAAAGAGGGGAAGGCCACGGACGAGGACAUGCAGAGUUUGGCCAGUCUAAUGAGUAUGAAACAGAGCGACAUUGGCAACCUGGAUGACUUUGUUGACAGCGAUGAUGAGGCGGGAGAGGAGCGAAGGGCCAGCUUUGGAACUGGACAUGCUGCUCACGUUUCUGCUUCUGCUCUUUCUACUGCAAGAAUACAUGACCUGGCUUGGAGGCCUGCAAUUGAAUCAGGCCCCACAGUGAUGGAUUGCAAAACAUCUUCAGGCAUUUCCUCCACCAUCUCGGCCCCAUUCUAUCCUCCUCUGCCUGAACCCCCACACCCCUCUGUUCCAUCCUCUUUAUUGCAAACCCAUACACGACCACCAAGCACUAACCAGCAGGCCCGGCCCUCCCCCUACUCAUUACCGGCCUUUACACGUGCUCACCCUCCUGCGCUUCCGAAAAUCUUCCAGCCAGUUGCUGGAUCAGCUCCCAUUUCAGCUCCUCGUAGGCCCCAUAGCUUCCAUAGUGACUCCUGUCCAGCUGAGGGCUCGGAGGCCCAACUCUUUUCUACCUGCAGUUCUCCUGAAGCCCUUUCCAUCUCUUCUGUCUCUACUACACCCUCUGAUAAAUCUCUUCAUCCCCCUUUUUUCUCUGGUGCUUCACAAACAGCAUGUCCUACUAUCUGGAGAGCGCAAAGCGUUCCUUCUGUUUCUUCUGUCGCCUCCUCCUCAUCAGCUACUCCCACCUUCUCUCCUAUUUUACUUCCACCACCUCCUGUUCCACACCCCAAAUCUCAUCCCACCUCUGGGGGAGGGCUAGGGUCAGGCCUCACCAGACCCACCAGUCUACCAUCUGCCCCUGAGACAGCUCCCUGGCAGAGUGAAUGGAGGCCUCCUAAAUCUCAGGCCCCUCUAGCACAGAAAAACCUCUCUCCAAAGUUUCUUCACGUCUCUGCUAAUGAUCCCAGAGAGCCUGCAGUGCUGCCGAAAAAGCAGAGAAUAGAGAUGCCAUCUUCAUCCUCUCUGCCCAUUGAUCAGUCUUUGGAGAAAAAAACACAAACUGUGAUAGUCUCCCCCAGUGACCAAGAUACAGAUUUCAAAAGACAGUUGAGCACACUGAGCGAAGAGGGUAAGCAGUGCACAACAUCUACAGCGCCUGAUCCAAGGGCUCCGACCAGCCGGAUGACUGAGACAUCCAGGGCUUCAGAUCAGAAAAGAGAUCUGCAUUUUGGAAUUGAGGUUCAUAAGACAACAGCAGGGCAAAGGGAGAGAGCAGAAGACUCUUUAGGUCAGCCUGUACCUGUGACUCGUGGCAAGAAGCGUUUGAGUGGGUCUAAUCUAGAUGACAGCAAGACACAAGAUGCUGGCCUUCACCAAACCAGAGAACUGACGACACCUCAAAAAAGACCUGUAGAUGGGGCUGCCUGUUCGGAGAGCCUAAUGGCCAGUCCCACCUUAGUGAUGUCGAGCCAGUCUCUACUGGAAUGGUGUCAAGAAGCCACGCAGGGUCACAAAGGCAUGAAGAUCACCAACUUUAGCACCUCUUGGAGGAAUGGUCUGGCAUUUUGUGCCAUAUUACAUCACUUUCAACCAGAAAAGAUUAAUUAUGAAAUGCUUGACCCAUAUGACAUCAAGCACAACAACAGAAAGGCUUUUGAUGGCUUUGCUGAACUUGGAAUUUCCAGGCUGAUGGAGCCGUCAGACAUGGUCAUGCUAGCAGUGCCUGACCGCCUUAUCGUCAUGACCUACCUGAACCAGAUACGCACCCAUUUCACAGGCCAGGAGCUCAGUGUGAUUCACAUAGAGAAAGACAGCAGCGAGUCCAGCUAUGCAGUAGCAGGGGACCGGGACACCCAAGACGACCCAGAAGCAACUGUUCGCUACUGUACCCAAAGGCUCCAGGAAGAGGGUAUAAGUCUUGAGACGAAUGGGACAUCAUGCACUACAGAGAAGGAGAGUAAAACCAGUCGGGAUGUGGUUCCACCGCCAAGAACGAAACGGUUGCAGGUUGCUGGGGCAGGUGGGGCUCAGUCUCCCGUAGCACCACCAAGAACAAGUAUUUUAUCCAAGACAGGUUUCUCUCAUGUCAAAGAUGCUGACCUGGUCAAGAAACGAAGGUCACAGCGGAGGAGUGGGUCGCUAGAUGAAGGAGAGAUAUCAGUGGUCAUUGCAGGCCAAGAAGACAGUGUAAUUAGCCAGAGAAAGUUGGAUACGGAGAAAGCAGACACAGUAGUUGAAGAAGGAAGACCCGAAGGCCAGGACCCCAGUCAGUAUGUUCUGAGUCAGAUGGAAGCCCUUGAAGCAGAACAAAAUCAUAUUGAUACCAGAGCAGGUGUGGUGGAGAGGAAACUCAGACAACUACUGGAAACAGGUAGUGACAAGGUUGAGGAGGAGAGGUUGAUUCAGGAAUGGUUUACACUGGUUAAUAAGAAGAAUGCAUUAAUCAGGAGGCAAGACCAUCUGCAGCUAAUGCUGGAAGAACAAGACCUGGAAAAGAAAUUUGAGCUGUUAAAUGAAGAGCUGAGAGACAUGAUGGCGAUUGAAGAGUGGCAGAAAACGCAGGCCCAUAAACACAGAGAGCAGUUACUGCUACAGGAGCUGGUGUCACUGGUCAACCAGAGAGACGAACUGGUUCACAAUAUGGACGCCAAAGAGAGAGGAGCCCUGGAGGAGGACGAGCGUCUGGAACGAGGCCUGGAGCAGCGGAGGAGGAAAUAUGCUAAGCAGCAGAAAGAGAAGUGUGUGAUGCAGUGAUUGAAAAGAAGCCAUGAAACGCUGGGUCAUUUCUCUGAGAGACGAUGGGCACAGAAUGUUCAAGAAUGGGACAGAUGUGUUUGGUCCUCUUCCACCUGCAGUCAGAUGGAUUUGCGUGGUUUUAAGGCAGCAGGAAGAGCCAAUUAGGCCAAGACCACCAACAUAGCUGAUCCAAGGAUAGGCCUUCCUGCAAGAAAGCCCACUGAAGCAAUGGGAGGUGGGGUUGCCUUUCCAAUUGAGGCUCAGGGGGUCCAAAACUGGAGUGAGGCUCUGAGAAAUAUCAGCUAUGUUUAGGCUCUGAAUCAACUCAAGUGUUCCUUUAGAGCAUGUCAGCAUGUCGAUGAAGAUCGAGGUGGUUGAUCUGCGCUUAGUGUCACUUCCAUUAACAAACCCCAACAGAUGUUUCAUCACCAAGAUUCUUACCCACUCUACAAAAGAGGCUUGGUGCCUCAGAGAGCUGCCUGUGCCUUUUGACUGUUUGCUUUGCUGUUCCUGUGUUGUGUUUGUAGUGCCUGUUACUGAUUGUCAAUGUGAAGUUUGUUUGAUUGAAAGUUCCGUAAAGAUACAAGCUGCCAAAAACAGGAGGGAUGACGUUGUGGUUUCUUAAUGCCUCACACCAAUAUUCACAUGUUUGGAUUGGACCUGCUAAUAACCAACAAGAGUUAAUUGUUUUCUGAUGACUGUUACUCAUGGUAGGAUGAGAAAGGACCCAACAAGUAAAGACAUAUGCUCUGCCACUGUCUUCCUCUGAUAUGAAUAUAAUGUGUAAAUGUUUUUGCAGCUACUGUUCCUAUCAGCAGGACAAUAAUCUACCAGUGCUUCCAGCGUUACACCAUCAAAAAGGUUUCACUGUUGGGCUGAAACUGCUUUAUUGGUGUUGGAGUAAAGGUAACGAAAGACUGUGGCUUGUAUACUUGGAUAAGGUUAUAGGUUUUGGUCCUGGUUAAAACCAAUGUUGUUGUAGGUGGUAAACCAAAAAUAUUAGUGACACAUUUUGAACAUAAAAUGAAUAAGCACAAUUGUCUUUCCACAGAAGUCGUGAAAGGCAAGCAUACUUUUAUUUUUGUCCAGGAUCAUUUAAAAAAAAUUGUAUAAUCUUUCUUUGUGCCUCUCGCAAAAGAUUUUUUGUAAUUCUUGUGAUUCAUAGGUUACCAUCCCUGUCUAUCUCAUUACUGGUCUGCAUGUGUGACUGCACAGUGGGUAGCUCUCACAAGGUUUGUCUUCAAGGAUGUAUGGCAGAAUAAAAAUAGAGAAAAACCAAAAAUAAUAAGUGAACUAAAUGGAUAAGUAUUGUCGGGUUUAAAGCCCUGUCUCUUAGGUAAAUACCCAUGUUUGACCCACUUAUCCACCACAACAUGCUCUUAGUCACUCUUUAUCUUAUCCCACUUGACUUCUCCGACAGAAAGCUAUCUUUGAAAUACAUUACUAGGCAAUAUGUUUUAAGUAGAAUUUGCUAUAACAUAAUAUAUACUGUUUUUAGUCUUUCAAAAUCCCAAAGACAACAUGAAUAAGGAAGUAAUGUUUCCAAUUAAUGUUUGUCUGUGUGGAUUAUUGAAACUUGGAGGAAGAGUGGGGUAUGGGCCAAAAACAAACACUGCCAGAGAUGAUAAGUUUAAAAUAUGACUGAAUUACCUGUUUUCACUGAUGGAAAAAACUUAAAUAAAUGAUUCUGGCAAGAAAUCUCUCUUUCCACGCCCCCGGCUUCUGUGCAGUUCUCUAAGAUGUGCUAUAUUCAAAAUUACAUUGAAAAGUGAGGUUUUAACUAACCAGAUUUUGUGGAGAUACUUUGUGUAGGAAAGAGACACGGUUGCAAGGGUUUGCUUGUUCUGGAAACUUUUGGGUUUCUAUGUAACAUUAGCUGGUCUCCGCCCAACCUAUGUAAAGUGCCUUGAGAUAAUGCAUGUGUGGUAGGAUUUCUUCUCCUGUUUGAGUAAUGACAAUAUUGUGGAAGAUGCAUUUCACAAAGGUGAAGAUGUGAAUAUUGGUGUAUGGUGAAAGCCAAAAUAAACAUCAGCUAAAAAAGGGAACUGGUGUUUCCAGCACAUCGAUGAAUAAAUAAAGUACAUGUCCUUGUCUUUGCAAUGAAAGGUUUUUCCAAAAAGCUUUUAAUGUGACAGACACUGACAUUUUUGGAUGUUAAUGUUUUUGUGUGUAAAAGUUUGCAGUUCUCCUGUUGUUAUACUGCUGGUUGUCUUAGCUUUGACCAUCACCUGUGUGAAUUAGUUACAGUUUGUCAAAAGGAUUGCUGUUGCAGAUUGUGGUUCAACGUUAUAUUUAGACUGUUGUAAACCUUUACAAAUACAAACAUUUUGAAUGGC